CACGUUUUAGCAGCCUGGUUGACUUGUAUCGACUCGGAGAAAUUGAAAAGCCACAAAGUGACGGUGGCUCAGUUUCGAGAGUUAUUAGUGCAUCAAGCCUCAUCCAAAGAUGAACACAAAUAUGAGUGAUUGUAUAUUUACCGCCAAGCUGGGGAACAUUAAAGCAGUUCUACAUCUUCUUAAAGCAGUCAACUUCAAAGAGACUGCUACAUGUUUCGCGACAGAAAAUGGUCUGAAAGUGACGGUGGAAGAUGCAAAAUGCAUGCAAGCCAAUGCUUAUAUACCUGCUGAUAUUUUCCAAGAAUUUACAUUAACGGAAGAUGUCAUUUUCCGUAUAAAUCUGAACGUUCUUGUGGAAUGUCUCAGCAUGUAUUGGAGUAGCAUACAUUCUACAGGAAAUUCAGUAGUCCUGCAGCUCAUCUACAAAGGUCAUGGAUUUCCAGUAACCGUCUUGAUUAACGAAGAUGGCAUUAUAACCGAUUGUUCGCUGAAAACUCAAGAACCCGAUGAGUUACUGGACUUUACAUUUGACACCGAAAAUGUGAUUAACAAAGUCGUGUUGCAGACUGAACUGUUAAAGGAUGUAUUUGCAGAAAUGGACCCUACGAGUGAAGUAAUGGAGCUCCUACUCUCUCCCGAUGCCCCCUAUUUCCAAAUAACCACCGCUGGUGUGGCAGGAGACUGUCGAAUAGAAAUCCCACACAACAGUCAAUUAGUCGACAUCUUUGAAUGCACCAUUCGAGCUACUUCGUGCUACAAAUUGGCUCACAUAAAACCCGCAAUGAAGGCAUUGUCACAUGCCAACAAGGUGUCUCUUCGAACCGAUAACUGUGGACUUCUCUGCUUCCAAGCCAUGGUGAAGACCGAAGAGGGUCACGUCUGUUACGUGGAAUACUACAUAUCCCCAAUCGUUGAUUCCGACGAAUAGAGUGACUAACCUCCAAAACGAGCAUUGUAAAUACGUUCUUUACAUCUCCACCACCUACACGUAAGAUUUAAAAUAAUCAAUACCGAGUAUUUUAAUAUAAAGUUAAUAAAUGCCUUUACCAUUUGCAAGUCUGUCGGAGGGAUCAGUAUGCCUCGGCAGACCCCAAAUACAAACUAAACAUUAACAAAUAAUAUAUUUUCAUCACCAAACGUACAGUUCGUUGUUCUUAUUGUUCUUACACGGAAAUAUUCUCCUAAACUGCACGUCUUCCAGAAGUUUCCUUUCAGAUGAACUCGCUACCUCAGGAUUUACCGGUAAAACAUGAAACGCAAGGAAAUUCGUUAAGAGCUUAAUUUAUUUAGACUAGAUGGGGUACUGUACAUAAUUUUCCUGUUAAUAUAGAAUCAUCACCGAGCUACACGCUGCGUGAUUUAAUCGAACACCACGAUUACAGAAUUUCCCUUGCAUCUUAGGCAAAAUAAAACGACACAAAGCCAAAUCUUUCCCUCCGCCGACAAGAGCGCCUUUCGACUGCCCGAAAGCAUCGCUGAAACAAUUUAUACAGCACGUCGGCGAAUCUAAAAAAAAUAUCCACAA
Molecule: messenger RNA, 1525 nt
Organism: Orussus abietinus
Lineage: Eukaryota; Metazoa; Arthropoda; Insecta; Hymenoptera; Orussidae
Gene: Rad1
Product: cell cycle checkpoint protein RAD1
Exons: 5
Coding region: 110-928 (272 amino acids)
Biological process (GO): DNA repair; DNA damage checkpoint signaling
Cellular component (GO): checkpoint clamp complex; nucleus
Molecular function (GO): 3'-5' exonuclease activity
Source: RefSeq, a predicted model, not a curated record